This is a messenger RNA of Necator americanus (New World hookworm), 264 nucleotides long. RefSeq lists its product as uncharacterized. The record is from RefSeq and is a predicted model, not a curated record. The transcript is spliced from 3 exons. NCBI's taxonomy places the organism in Eukaryota, Metazoa, Nematoda, Chromadorea, Rhabditida, Ancylostomatidae. The coding region runs from base 1 to 264 and encodes 87 amino acids.
AUGAAAAAGGAAGUGGAAAGGAGCGAGUUCCUCGCCGAUCCGUCUGUCGGUCUCCAUCGUGCAGUGCGCUCGCUCGCUCGCUCGCUCGCCCCAUCAUCUCAAAGCGUCGCUUUCGAUUUGACGCUGUCAGAGGGGAAGCGGCUAAUUCCGGUUAACAAGAAGGAGAACACGGGAAAUAUUGACUUCCAAAGAUCACGAAAAUAUGGAUUUCCAUCUGUGGAGGCAAAAGAGAAGAGAAAGCGAGAGAAAUUAUCAUCCAAAUGA